Molecule: messenger RNA, 2427 nt
Organism: Psylliodes chrysocephalus
Lineage: Eukaryota; Metazoa; Arthropoda; Insecta; Coleoptera; Chrysomelidae
Source: the annotation of a GenBank genome assembly
AUGGGAAUUUUUUUCGAUAUUCCAGCAUUAAAGUCCCAGUUAAGUGUUGUUUAUGAAACAAUUGAAAUUAGUGAUAUAGAGACGCCCAUCAAUGGGUUAAAUUUUCUUAUAACAACUGGUUUAAAUAAGUCCCUUUGUGAAGUCGUCAAGUUGUGUGAAUUAAGUACUAAUGGUUCGUACAACCAUCCUAGCCACAAAAUAUUUUCUUCCACUGAAACCAAAUUUAGUGGACACAAUGGAUGUAACGAUUGGAAGCACAUUCAAGAAUAUAUUUUGAAUCACGAAAAUAGCAUGGAACACAGACCAACCAUAAUACAAUACAAAGCUAAGAAGACUAGAUUGGGCGAGAGGAUGGUUAGCAUGAAUUCAACAUUAGUGGAAACGGUCAGCAUUAAUUACGAAGAUUUUAAUGAAAGUUUUCUGACUUGCGGAACUUGUCUAUGCAUGUACGAUGGCCAAGAACACACUCCAAAGUUACUCCAAUGCUCACAUACUGUCUGCUUGCACUGCCUAACUCGAAUAGCCGCCUCUCAGACUAGAGACACCGGAACGUUUCGAUGUCCAAUAUGCAGAGAACUCAUACACAUACCUCGCGGAGGGGUAUCCGCCCUUCCGCCGUCUUUCCUUGUCAACCAACUCCUGGAUUUGAUGUCCAGGCAAAGGAGAGAAGUUAUACCCAAGUGUUCUGUUCAUAUAAAUCAGGAAUUGUUGUUUUGUGAGACCUGUGAUACCGUUUUUUGUACGCUGUGCACGGGGGGUUCCCAUAAUGAUACUGCCUCCAGUUGUGAACAUACCAUAAUACCGUUUUCUAUAGCUAUUAAAAGGAUGUCGGAGAUUUUGUUGUACAAGGCAAAUGAGUGUAUAUCUAAGUUAUCACAAGCUCAAGAAGGCGUCAGUGCUGAACUAGGACAAUUAGAUUCGGCCAGAGAGGCAUGUUUAGAAAAAAUAAAUGAGACAUUCCAACAAAUUCAAACUUUAAUGGACCAAAGAAAACAGGAAAUUGUAGACACCGUCAACGCUAUAUGUACAGAGAAAAAACGAGUAUUGGAAGAGCAACAUACACUUAUUGAAAAUGAGAAAAAUAAGGUUGAACAAGAAUGUCAAGGACUUCAAUACCAAGUAGAAGUACGAAACAUAACACAACGAAUAGAAAUUUUAUCGGAAAAACUAGAUUCCACCAUAGCUCUUAGCGAACCACGUGAGAACGCUUUUCUUACUGUCAGCUUCGAUUUAAACGACAGUUUAGAACAAAUCCAACAACAUUUGAGCGUGCUAGGUAAAGUUAGAACCAGUACUACUUUCCCUAAACUGUGCACUGCGAAAUUGGAUGGCAAUACAAUAGCGGGAAUCGAAAAUUUUGUCACACUUACCACAGUGGAUUAUCAUGGCAAUGAAAGAAAGAAUGGUGGAGAUCCUGUAGAAGCAGAACUGCUCAUGGCUACAGCUGAAGAAAGUAUAAAUCCUCCUGAAUACGGAGAAAACUACCCAGUGAGAAUUGAAGACUGUAAUGAUGGUACUUACAAACUGUAUUUUCGAACGGUGAAAUCCGGUAGAUAUGGAAUAAAAAUCUCUGUGAUAAACCGCCCCAUUAAAGACAACCCUCUAUAUUUUGACGUCAGUGACCAUAAUAAUCCUAUUGCCGUGUAUGGAUCAAGAGGCAGUGGAAAAGACGAGUUUAUGCAACCAGUUGCCGUUGCCAUUGAUGAGAAAGACCAGACUGUGUACGUUUUAGAUACAGGCAAUUCUAGAAUUAUAGUUUUAAGUGAAAAAUUAGAGUGCAUUAAGCAUGUAACCAACGAGGGUUUGCUAGGAAGAAGUGCUACUGGUAUUGCUAUAAUGAAUGAUGGUCUGAUAGUUAUUAAUUGGAGAACAAAAUAUAUAACUGAGAUGAGUACCGAUGGGGAAACUAAAAAAACUUUUACUUAUAACGCUUUUCAGGAGCCUAUCGAUAUAGCAGUGGAUCAAAAUUAUGGCCAUAUUUUAAUAGCCGAUAAUGGAAUGAACUGUGUAUUUGUUUUUGAUGCUGAAGGAAAAAUUUUAUUCCAAGUAGGAAAAAAAGGCACUUUUAACCUGAUAUCUUCAGUUGCUGUGGGACCUUUAGGAGAAAUUAUUGUUGCUGAUUCUAGGGUUCAAAUGUUCUCUGCUAAAGGAGAUUUUAUGGAAGUUAUUUAUGAUGAAGGAAAAGGUAAAGGAAGAUAUGGAGGAAUAGCCAUAGACUCUGAAAACAAAGUUCUAUUGACAAGGACAGAACAAAAAGGUCGUACUUAUAUCCAACUGCUAUCUUUAACGGACAACUCUAUUAAUCAAUACAUAGAUUCCCAUGAUGCAAAACUUAAAAGACCUAGUGGAGUUGCUGUCGCUAAUGAUAAUCAUAUUAUUGUUGUAGAUUUGGGAAAUAGUUGCAUAAAGAAAUAUAGAUACUGGUAG